Molecule: messenger RNA, 4789 nt
Organism: Lingula anatina
Lineage: Eukaryota; Metazoa; Brachiopoda; Lingulata; Lingulida; Lingulidae
Product: high affinity 3',5'-cyclic-AMP phosphodiesterase 7A
Biological process (GO): signal transduction
Molecular function (GO): 3',5'-cyclic-nucleotide phosphodiesterase activity
Source: RefSeq, a predicted model, not a curated record
CGGCCUGUGACGCUCGUAUUUAUUCUUCUCGUUCAAUAUUCGGACCUUAUUAUACACAUGACAAUCGGGAACACAAUACAUUCUUAAUCUCGGCCAGAAAGUCUCGUAGCUGGAAUCUGGGUCAGUGGCUAUCACCCCCAGUGAUUGGAAGAGUUCAUUUCGGUCCAGUGUGUAGUGUAGCAUGGAUAUAUGCCCGGGGAAGGGGCUUGAAAACCAGCCCUAUCUCCCUCCUGAUCAACCCAUCCCUGACUCGGCUCUUGCUCGACGUGGUGCAAUAUCUUUUUGUUCCAGCAACAGCUACUAUACUCAGCCACGGUUUGAGAGACGUGGUGGUAUAUCCUUUGAAAGAACAGAUCAGAAUGCCUUGUACGUACGCAUGUUAGGUGAUGUAAAAGUUCAGAUGGGGAUAGGGGAGGAUCAUACCUCGCCACAGAACAAAAGAAGACGGAGCUCUGAUCCAGAUUUUCAAAUCUUAGACAACUUAGAUGGGAAGACAUACAGGUCAAGAUGCAGUCUUCGAUUUUUAACCUUGCACAAAGGUCCACACAAACGUCGCUCCAUUCUCAGGGUCUCCAAGGAAACGGCUUCCAUAUUGGACCACUAUUACAAUGGUCCAGCUAAGUGCCUGUUACAUAGGAUAACUGACUGGAAUUUCAACAUCUUUAGUCUCGACAGCCUUACCAGUGGACGCGCCUUGUACUCAGUUGCCUUCCAUUUAUUCCACAAAUACAAGCUCAUACAAUGUUUUCACCUUGACGUGGUGAAAGUAAUGCGAUGUUUAUCUCUAAUUGAAGAUGGUUAUCACAGUAGUAACCCGUACCACAAUGCUGUCCAUGCAGCAGAUGUCACUCAAGCUAUGAACUGCUUCUUAGUAGAACAAAAGAUAGCCUAUUGUUACAGUCAACUUGAGAUUCUGGUGGGGUUGCUGGCAGCAAUGUGCCAUGAUGUGGACCAUCCUGGAGUGAACCAGUCAUUCCUCAUAGCAACUUCCAAUCAUUUAGCUUCAUUAUAUCAGAACACAUCAGUUUUAGAAAAUCAUCACUGGAGAACAACAGUUGGGAUACUCCAUGAGUCUGGAAUGCUCAGUCAUCUCAAUGCAAGGCAGUGGCAUUUUUGUGUGCGGCAACUCAAGUCCCUGAUCCUUGCCACUGAUAUCACGCGCCAGCAGGAGUUCCUCAGCAAGUUCAAGAAACAUAACGACCAUGGUGAUUUACAACUUGACAAGGAGGAACACAGGCAUUUUGUUAUGCAAAUAGCAUUAAAAUGUGCUGACAUCAGUAACCCAUGUCGCCCUCUCGACAUCAGCCGGAAGUGGAGUCAGAGUGUGUGUGAAGAGUUCUUUAAACAGGGUGAUUGUGAGAGGGACCUUCAGCUUCCUGUGACACCAGUCUGUGAUAGAAACUCAACCACAGUGGCCAAAAUACAAAUAGGGUUUAUGGACUUUGUUGUGGGACCCUUAUUCAGUGAAUGGCAGCGGUUUAUACCCUCUAAUCUCAGUAAACAGUUACUAAAUAACAUUAACUUAAACAGGAGUUACUGGUUAGAGACUAUGCAUGAACCUGAGGCUGACUUAGAGGAGGGUACAGUUUCCAAAUCCAGUGAUCCUAGCCCAGCUCAGUCCCCUGUGGACAACAUUUCAUUCACAUUUGAUGCCAUAGAUGCUGAGGGAGAUACAGAUAGCAAAUAUGGUGAUGAGGCUGAUGAUGAUGAUGAUGAUGAUGAGCUCCCUAUGUUAUUAAUGCCAGCGGAGAUUCAGUCUCUCCUUGGUGCUAGGCGGCAUAGUAUGCCACCAGCGUUACCUCGAAGAGACGUCUUUAAACUUCAAAUGAGGAGGGAGAGCUAUCCCAUAUGUACCUCUCUGAAUAGGAGAGGCAGUUUACCCAAAACGGUGUACCAGUCGACCUCCUGGGACCAGUUGUCUCAAAAACUGUCAAAGACGUCGAAUGGCACCAGGGCUUUGUCUCUGGACACAUUGACAUCUCGUCCAAAGAUCUCUGUCCUCAGUGCCCUUAUGGACACUGUCUCCAUUACACACCAGCAAUUCUCAAACUCUGACCCUCAGUCGCUGUCAACAGGAACCAUUCCUGUUGCACCCACUGCCAGCAAGAGGCUGUGGUCUUUACCCCAUUGUGCUGUGGACAGUUUGGAGUGUUCUCUAUUGCCUACAUUCCAUAGCUCUAGCCAUCACCACCACCACUCUAGUCAUAGUGAUUCUCAGGCAAAACUGCACGCCUCAGGGCACUUUGAAGCCGCAGAGCUGAAAGAUGCACAUAUUUUUAUACCUCCAUUCACCAGCACACAAUCAAACAUAUGUCAGGUCGAAGAGCCAGCUAUGCAAGUUCUAGAGAAGAGUCGGGAAUUAUCAAAAGUUGAAGAGGAUGCACCUGCAGAACCAGGCAUUGUACACAGUUUAUAGUCAACUUUAAUGAAGCUGCAUUUUAAGACAUUUAUUUGCUAGUUAUUGUUAAUCAGAUUUUGCUAGCAUUUGUUGUUUGAUUAGGAAAGUGGCAUAUCUGCAAACACAAUCCAAUUUGUAGUUAAAAACAUCUGCUGUAGAUUUUUUAAGAAGCUUUUUACCAUUUUAACCAGGUGCCAAAACUGGGUGAAUGUUUGACUUUGUAGGCUUUAGUUGUCAAGUCCAGGUUCACACACACUAGAUUUUAAGUUGUAUGAAAAGAUGAUACAAAUGUCAUGAAGUUUUCUGUGGAUGAAAUGGAUUUUUUUUUUGUUGUUGUUGUUUUUUUUUUUUAAACAUGCACAAGACCAUCGUUUUAUAUCUCAUUAAGACAGUUUAUUAAAAAAAAGUGUAGUCGGUAUAUCUUUCAGUGAUUGAUAAAAAAAAAAUAUGCUUUAUACAAUUGGGCUUUGCCUUUGUCACGUUAGAAUAUAUUGCCUAUGAAGAUUAUCUUUUAAGAAACUUAAUUGAGUGCUGGGAAAAUCAUUAAUUUCCCUUAACUAUAUGUAGUCUUUAAUGCUGAGGAAAUCGUGGAAAACCAUGAUUUAUUCCAUAAGAACUGUACAGUAUUUGGGUGGCAGAUCAUCAGCUGUUGUUUACUUUCUUGUCCUGUUAUGGAUUGUCAUUAUAUGAACAUUUUCCACUAAAUUAUGAGAAGACUAGGUUUUAAAGCCCAUUUUGUACCAACCCUUGUUAAAAUAUAGGAAAAAAGUAGAAUUAAUAAAUAAACCUACACCAAAAUAAUUCAUAGGAUGGCUCAAAGUUAGAUAUAUUUUUGCUAAAUAUAUAUUUUACAGCUAAAAUCUAGUGUUGGAUAGGACCAAAGAACUUUUGAAAUGUAAAUUAGAUAUGAAAGAAAUCCGAAAUCCAUUAGAAGUAACCCGAGUGUUAAACACUUUAGUUUAAAAUGGUACAUUUUUCACCUUCCAAAAUUUUCUGUUAUGAGGUAGAUAUCUGAACAUUGUUUUCCCUGUACAAUUAUGUUGUAAACAAGCAUUGCCUAGUAUAAAGGUGGAGGAUUUUUUCUCAUUUUUCAGAUUAUUAUUUUCUUUUGUUGCAUGUACUUUCCAAUUUUUUUAACAAGUUGCAGGUUUUUUUUUAGUCACUGACAAUUAUCCUGCAUACUGAUCUCCUUAGUCAUGUGCAACUAGUUUAUGUUGUUAGAUAUAACAGUAUUUGUGAUGAAAUUUUAAGGCAUAUUUCUCUUUUGUUACAUUUGACAAAUAUUUAGUUGUCUUUAUGCCAGUAAAGGGGAAAAACAUGAAACAUUUGGACAAUUAAUGUCCUUGAAAUGGAGUGUUGUUAGUCUUUUCCUGCAUUUUGGUUUUAGACCAAAUUUGAAAAAAGUAUCUUACUUAAUUUAGGGUAAAUUCAAGGUGUCAGUUGAGGUUGUAUUAUAGUACAGAACAUUAACAAAGGUUUGACAUAAAAAUAUUUUUGAAAGUGCAAUGUAUUUGUUAUACAUUACCAAUGUUGGUAUCAGGCUGCAUGUGCAUCAGUUUGUUUUCUAGACGUUAAGUCUUUAUCUGGGAUAAACUGCAUUGUUAAAAUAUUUUCAAAUAUAUCAUCACCAUUAUUUGUUCACUUUUAAGAACACGUUUUGUUUGUUCAUUUGUCAGCAGCAUGUAUAUAAAUGGGAGUUAUAAAAACAUUUGGAGGCACCUUUAUUUUGUUAACAAGUAUUGUCACUUUAUUUCUGGUGCCAAGCUGGUCUCUGAUUAAGAUGUGUAUUUUCAAUUUCCAUGUAAAUAAACAUUUUGUACUUCAAAAAUUAUAGACAUUUACUGUACAAAGACAAGGAUUUUGUGUAGCAAGCUUUUCACAGAUAAGUGACUACUGCUGUCUUUAUUUUUAGGGUGCACAGGGACAUCUGGAGACCACUCUUAAUAUUUAACAUGAUUGUUUUAUUGCGCAAGUUUAUUGUAUGUACUUAAGAUAACUGUAAAUACGAAUUUUUGAUCUCUUAUUUAUUAACAUGACAGCUCAAAGCAUGUCAUGAAUACUGCCACCUUUUGUGGAGAUCACAUCCCCCCCUUUAAGUUUUCUCUCUCCUGAUUGGGCUGAUUACUUGGUAGUCUGUCACUUGGAAAGAGGUUCUUUAAGCAACAGAUGUGAACUCUGAUUUACAAAAAAAUAUCAAUUUAUCUUUGGCAAAAGUUGAUUUUAAAAACCUUAUCAACAACACAUAGCCACCUCACAUAAUCCUGUAAGAUCGAAGGUCAGUAAUCAUUAUAAUAAUGCUGAGUCCAUCAAAACUGCUGAAGCUAUGUUACUGGCUGGGUUGAGGCGUUUCCUCCUUGCCUCUCUGUGAAAUAAAACGUAGCCUCAGUUUUA